This is a messenger RNA of Saccostrea echinata, 1328 nucleotides long. RefSeq names its product peptidase M20 domain-containing protein 2-like. NCBI's taxonomy places the organism in Eukaryota, Metazoa, Mollusca, Bivalvia, Ostreida, Ostreidae. Bases 38 to 1228 code for a protein of 396 amino acids. Gene Ontology annotation, molecular function: dipeptidase activity. The record is from RefSeq and is a predicted model, not a curated record. The transcript is spliced from 6 exons.
AAACGUAUUCUGGCAGGCUCGUGUAUAGAUUAGAACGAUGUCGAAUUUGAAGCAAAUCGCUUGCAAGGCUAUUGAUGAAUACGCCGAUGAAUUACAUACACUUAGCAAAGAAGUCUGGUCCCAUCCUGAAUUAAAUUUCGAGGAGUUUUAUAGCCAUGAUUAUCUAACGAAGUUUUUGGAGGACAAAGGGUUUCCUGUGGACCGGAAGUAUAAAAAUGACACAGCCUUCCGGGCAGUUCUUGGAGACAACUCUCAUGGUCCGCACGUGGCAGUUCUGUGUGAAUACGAUGCACUUCCGGGAAUUGGUCAUGCUUGUGGACAUAACUUGAUUGCAGAGGCAGGGGUUGCUGCCGGAUUAGGAAUCAAGGCGGCGUUUAAAGCUGCUGGAAAACCUCUAGGAAAGCUGUCUGUGAUCGGGACCCCGGCAGAGGAGGGUGGCGGAGGUAAAAUCGUCUUAUUAGAGCAGGGCAUGUUUGAGGGGAUUGACGUAGCGAUGAUGUCACAUCCAGCACCAAUGGACUCAUCAGCUAUAAGCUUCAACGCAAUACAGAUGGUAAUAGUUACAUACAAAGGUAAGGCGUCACAUGCGGCAGCGUUUCCAUGGGAAGGUGUCAACGCUCUUGACGCAGCAGUGAACGCCUAUCAGUCAGUGUCUAACCUUCGGCAGCAGAUGAAGCCAGCAUGGCGCGUUCAUGGAAUAAUAUCAAAAGGCGGCACAAAACCAAACAUCAUACCAGAUGAAACAGAAUUGGAGUUUUAUGUGCGAGCACCUACAAAACUUGAAGUGGACAUUCUGAAGGAGAAAGUCACGAGAUGCUUCCAGAGCGCUGCCACGGCAACUGGAUGCACAAUGGAACUAAAGUUUCACGAACGACCCUAUCUUGACGUCAUUCACAACAAAUCGCUUCUAAGAGCUUUCGAAGGGAAUAUCAAGACACUGGGUCUUGUAAGUAGAAUUCCGGAAAAAGAAUUUCCGGGAGGUGGAUCCACAGAUAUGGGAAAUGUUUCUUACACCGUACCAAGCAUACAUCCAAUGUUUUAUAUCGGCAGUGAUGCACUUAAUCAUACACGUGAAUUUACAGCAGCAGCAGGUGAUCCUAUCGCUCAACCUUACACAUUGACACAAGGAAAGGCACUAGCAAUGACUGCAAUAGACGUCUUCACUAAUCCAGAACUUCUUAAACAAAUCAAGGAGGAUUUUACAAAAGACAUACAGGCUUCCAAAUGACACUUCACAGAAUUAAGAUAUGUUAUCCGGUGGACUUUAAACAUAAAAUUGUGUAGAAUUUUUUUUGCAAGAAAUGAAUAAAAAUAUUAUAUUUACUUUA